Molecule: messenger RNA, 2010 nt
Organism: Leucoraja erinaceus (little skate)
Lineage: Eukaryota; Metazoa; Chordata; Chondrichthyes; Rajiformes; Rajidae
Gene: pspc1
Product: paraspeckle component 1
Exons: 9
Coding region: 143-1660 (505 amino acids)
Biological process (GO): regulation of DNA-templated transcription
Cellular component (GO): nucleus
Molecular function (GO): RNA binding
Source: RefSeq, a predicted model, not a curated record
UUCAACUGCCUGAAGGUUAUGCCACGGCAGCCAUUUUGGACAUAUAUGUGGAUGUGGUGUGGAUAUUCCCCCUCAGCGAUCAGUUUGUUUUGUGAUAGUAUUUUGAAGUUUUCUGAUUACAGACAACGUGCACACAUCGAAAAUGCAGUCGAAACAAAUUCACAGGAAUUUAACGCAAGUGAAAUUGGAGAAUAUUUCUCCGGUAAAAAGAGAUUAUACGGCGGAUCUGGAAGGAAUCCUGACUGGUGAAGAAGGUGAAGCCCUGAUAGUGGAUAUUAAAAAUUUUCGCAGGCCGGGAGAGAAGACCUACACGCAAAGAUGCAGGCUCUUCGUUGGCAAUUUACAUAUAACGGAAGAAGAUUUCAAGAAAUUGUUCCGAAAGUAUGGGGAAGCUUCAGAGGUUUUUAUCAACCAGGACCGCGGGUUUGGUUUCAUUCGUUUGGAAACCAGGACAUUGGCUGAAAUAGCAAAGGCUGAACUUGAUGGUACCAUGCUGCUGAAUCGACCUCUACGUAUUCGCUUUGCUACUCAUGGAGCUGCCUUGACCGUGCGGAAUCUUUCUUCAGUUGUUUCUAAUGAGUUGCUGGAACAGGCCUUUUCUCAGUUUGGACCAGUAGAAAGAGCAAUAGUUAUUGUUGAUGAUCGUGGGAAGCCUACAGGGAAAGGUUAUGUGGAAUUUGCAGCAAAGCCUGCAGCUCGCAAAGCAUUGGAAAGAUGUGCAGAUGGAGCAUUUUUAUUGACAUCUUCUCCACAUCCUGUUAUUGUGGAACCCACAGAACAGUUUGAUGAUGAAGAUGGACUUCCUGAGAAACAGCUGCAAAAGAACACGCAAUAUCACAAGGAAAGGGAGCAGCCGCCACGUUUUGCUCAGCCUGGGACAUUUGAGUUUGAAUAUGCAUCUCGGUGGAAAGCUCUUGAUGAAAUGGAAAAACAACAACGAGAGCAAGUUGAUAGAAACAUCAGAGAGGCAAAACAAAAGCUGGAGGCAGAAAUGGAAGCAGCUCGUCAUGAGCAUCAGCUUAUGCUUAUGAGACAAGAUUUGAUGAGACGCCAGGAGGAACUGAGGCGUUUAGAAGAAAUGAGAAAUCAAGAGCUGCAUAAAAGAAAGCAGAUAGAAAUGAGGCAUGAAGAGGAACGUAGGCGACGAGAGGAGGAAAUGAUGCGUCAGGAGGAAUUACGAAGGCAACAAGAAGGAUACAAGUCAAAUUACAUGGAUAAUAGAGAACAGGAUAUGAGGAUGGGUGAUAUGGGUCCACGUGGAGGAAUUGGCAUGGGAGAUGCGUAUAGCCCAGCUCCUGCUGGCGCCCAAGGCCCUGCUCCACUUAUGGGUGUGAACAUGAACAACCGUGGACCUUUGCUUGGUGCAACAAUGGGACCUGUCCCAGCCAUUAGCCCAGAGGGAACUGCAAAUCUGGGAGCACCUAUGUUGGGAGACAACAGUGGAACAAUGCGCAAUGAUAGAUUUCCUCAAGGAGCUCUUGGUCAAAUAGGCUCUCCUCCUAUGAUUAAUAGGGGGAACUUGAGUGGAACCCCUGCAUCUGAGGCUACUCCUCAACAACCCAUGGCAGGUGUGGGUGCUGUGAGUGGUGCACCUGGUGGUUUUGGUAGAGGAAAUCAAGUUGGUAACUUUGAUGGAGCCAAUAAACGUCGCAGAUAUUAGACAUUUUGAACUGUAGCAAGUACCAUUCCUUUCUGUGACAGUUUAGGAUAUAUGGAUAUCUGGUAAUUUAAAACUAUCAGUUGAGUUUUAUCUGCUGUUAUCUAACUUUUUUAAUGUGACGACGAUAUUUGGAUUUUGUUUUUGCCAUAAAAAAAAAAUUGUUAUCUUUAUAUUGAACUAAAAAUGCUUCAGGUUUUGUCUAAUUGACCAACAACCACAUAAACAUCAUUGUUUAGCAAGUUGGGCUUGCAAUUUGUUUCUGUAGUAUAAAUUUGUUAAAAUGAGACCAUGUUGUAAAAUCCAUGGAAUGAUAAAUAAAACAAAUAAACCAUUUUCUUUUGUUAAAGUAA